Messenger RNA from Xyrauchen texanus (razorback sucker), 1497 nucleotides. RefSeq names its product enolase 3, (beta, muscle) (gene eno3). Gene Ontology annotation, molecular function: phosphopyruvate hydratase activity; magnesium ion binding. The coding region runs from base 115 to 1416 and encodes 433 amino acids. The record is from RefSeq and is a predicted model, not a curated record. Lineage: Eukaryota; Metazoa; Chordata; Actinopteri; Cypriniformes; Catostomidae. Gene Ontology annotation, biological process: glycolytic process. The transcript is spliced from 12 exons. Gene Ontology annotation, cellular component: phosphopyruvate hydratase complex.
AUAUGGGGAUAUUGUUGAGAGAGCGUCUAUAAAUUGCGUUGCAAAGGUCGGGACGAGCACCCUCAGCCCGUCAGACGCCGAGACAAUCAGACGCCGACCCGGUUCACUCUCAGGAUGUCCAUCACUAAGAUCCACGCUCGCGAGAUCCUCGACUCCAGAGGAAACCCCACUGUGGAGGUGGAUCUGUACACGACUAAAGGUCGUUUCAGGGCAGCGGUUCCCAGCGGUGCUUCCACUGGAGUUCAUGAGGCUCUAGAGCUCCGAGACGGAGACAAAACCCGUUACCUGGGCAAAGGGACUCAGAAGGCUGUGGACCAUGUGAACAAGGACAUCGCUCCCAAGCUGCUUGAGAAGAAAUUCAGCGUCGUCGAGCAGGAGAAGAUCGACAAGUUCAUGCUGGAACUCGAUGGAACAGAGAAUAAAUCUCAGUUUGGUGCUAACGCUAUCCUGGGCGUGAGUUUGGCCGUGUGUAAAGCAGGCGCCGCUGAGAAGGGCGUUCCUCUGUACCGCCACAUCGCCGACCUCGCCGGGAACAAAGAUGUGAUCCUGCCCGUACCUGCGUUUAACGUCAUCAACGGCGGCUCGCAUGCUGGAAAUAAACUGGCCAUGCAAGAGUUCAUGAUCCUGCCGGUGGGAGCCAAGAGCUUCCAUGAGGCCAUGAGGAUCGGCGCAGAGGUUUACCACAACCUGAAGAACGUCAUCAAAGCCAAAUACGGCAAAGACGCCACUAAUGUGGGAGACGAGGGCGGUUUCGCACCAAACAUCCUGGAAAACAAUGAGGCUCUGGAGCUGUUGAAAUCUGCCAUCGAGAAGGCCGGUUAUCCUGAUAAGAUCAUCGUUGGAAUGGAUGUUGCCGCUUCGGAGUUCUUCAAGGCUGGUAAAUAUGAUCUGGACUUCAAGUCUCCAGAUGAUCCAAAACGCUACAUCACUGGAGACCAGCUGGGAGAUCUGUACAAGAACUUCAUCAAGAACUAUCCGGUCCAGUCCAUUGAAGAUCCAUUUGACCAGGAUGACUGGGAGAACUGGAGCAAGUUCACGGGAUCUGUGGACAUUCAAGUGGUGGGAGACGAUCUGACGGUGACAAACCCCAAACGCAUCCAGCAGGCCUGUGAGAAGAAGGCCUGUAACUGCCUGUUGCUGAAAGUCAACCAGAUCGGCUCUGUUACGGAGUCCAUCCAGGCCUGUAAACUGGCGCAGUCUAACGGUUGGGGAGUGAUGGUGAGUCAUCGCUCCGGUGAGACCGAAGACACCUUCAUCGCUGACCUGGUGGUCGGACUCUGCACGGGACAGAUUAAGACCGGUGCCCCCUGCAGAUCAGAACGUUUGGCCAAGUACAACCAGCUGAUGAGGAUUGAGGAAGAGCUCGGUGAUAAGGCCAAGUAUGCAGGCAAAGAUUACCGCCACCCAAAGCUGUAACUGAUUCAGUGUAACGGCUCUAAUGCUCUGUUUCCUUUUCUAAAUAAGAAGUCAUUAAAAAAAUAAAAAAAGUAAAAGAAA